GUAUGGGGGUUAAGUUUGCAAUUUCCCGUUCGAUGUUCUUUUGGGGAUGGUGGGUUUUUUGUAGACAAAACGACGUCUCGGUGAUUGAAUCUACGGGAUCGUGUCUCUCUCUGCUUUGCUUCCUUCAAUCCGAUUUCGGACAACCUUAUUUACUCAGACAGAAGAUUUCAUUUCUCUGUCGAUGUUAGUACUUCAACCGUUCUCUUCGUUACGACUCCAAUUCCUAAAAAGACUCAGUUAGUUGAGCUACUGCAGUGUGACUUAAGCCAAUUUCAGUCAGCCAAUUGAUUCUUGUGAGUGUGCCUAAAUUCCAAACUGAGGCAGCUUUUUGUCUCUGCAGUUACAUGAAUUCCACUAGUGUUGACUUCGAUCUAUUGGCUAAGAGUCCUUGCUUCCUCUAGUGUAAAACUUUACACUAGAGGUAAAUCACAUAAAUUGCCACAGCAAAAGGGAGCACAAGUGGAUAGUCUCUGAGUCAAGUAAAUACUAUAGAAAGUAAUAUGGCUGAUACUAGUUCAAGGACUGAUGUCUCAACUGAUGGCGAUACAGAUCAUAGAGAUCAGGGGGUGUAUUUUCUCGAAAAUGUCACUCGUGGGAGGCUUGCACCGGGUUCCCUUGGUAAAACUUGGGACGAUCUACCGUCUGAGAGAGGGCAAAUGAUGCUUGCUGCUGCGUCUGAUUCCAGUGACCGAUCAAAGGAUAAGUUGGAUCAAAAGACCCUUCGUAGGCUUGCUCAAAAUCGGGAGGCAGCAAGAAAAAGCCGAUUGAGAAAGAAGGCGUAUGUUCAGCAGCUGGAGAAUAGUCGAUUAAAGCUGACUCAACUUGAGCAGGAGCUGCAAAGAGCAAGACAGCAGGGCGUUUUCAUCUCAAGUUCAGGAGACCAAGCUCAUUCUACUGGUGGAAAUGGGGCAUUGGCAUUUGAUGCCGAACAUUCACGGUGGCUUGAAGAAAAGAACAAGCAAAUGAAUGAGCUGAGAUCUGCCCUGAAUGCUCAUGCAGGUGAUACUGAGCUCCGGACAAUUGUAGAUGGAGUGAUGGCUCACUAUGAGGAGCUUUUCAGGAUUAAGAGCAAUGCAGCUAAGAAUGAUGUGUUCCAUUUGUUAUCUGGAAUGUGGAAAACACCAGCUGAGAGAUGUUUCUUGUGGCUUGGCGGGUUCCGCUCAUCCGAACUUCUCAAGCUUCUUGCGAAUCAGCUAGAGCCCAUGACCGAACGACAGGUAAUGGGCUUGAAUAGCUUGCAGCAGACGUCGCAGCAGGCGGAAGAUGCCCUAUCUCAAGGGAUGGAGAGUCUACAGCAAUCCCUAGCUGAUACUUUAUCCAGUGGUACUCUUGGUUCCACUUCAUCUGAUAAUGUUGCGAGCUACAUGGGUCAGAUGGCCAUGGCAAUGGGGCAGUUAGGCACCCUUGAAGGAUUCAUCCGCCAGGCUGAUAACUUGAGGCUGCAAACGCUGCAGCAGAUGCUUAGAGUGUUAACAACGCGUCAGUCAGCUCGUGCUCUUCUUGCCAUACACGAUUAUUCAUCUCGACUACGUGCUCUUAGUUCCUUGUGGCUUGCCCGGCCACGAGAGUGAUACACAAGAAUAAAGCUCUUCUGAGCUCUAUACAUAAUCUUAUGACUCAAAUAGGGAGGGAUACUCCUUCCAAGAGAUCACAAAGCAAGGCCUUCUAGGAUUCUUACCAAAAGCAAUAUUUUGGGAAAGAAGACUGCAGAUUUUGAAAGACUUUGAGUGUGGUGUGUGUUGUAAUCUUUAGCCAUCAGGUUGUGUAGUUUAUAGAGAGUGAAUGUUUAUAGGUCUUUGAAUAUUGAAAGCAGAUAGGUCAUCAGUGUAACGAACAUGACAGAAGGUGGGAUCCUUUCAGGAACUUCGAUUGUAUGAUCAAAUCUCAAACAGACCAAUUCAAUUUAUA
Messenger RNA from Camelina sativa (false flax), 1908 nucleotides. Its product is annotated as transcription factor TGA6. NCBI's taxonomy places the organism in Eukaryota, Viridiplantae, Streptophyta, Magnoliopsida, Brassicales, Brassicaceae. Gene Ontology annotation, molecular function: sequence-specific DNA binding; DNA-binding transcription factor activity. Gene Ontology annotation, biological process: regulation of DNA-templated transcription; DNA-templated transcription. The record is from RefSeq and is a predicted model, not a curated record.